AUGCUUAGGACGGUACUUCGUGAGAUGAUACAGAACGCUGCCGAUGCGUCGGCCACUCGGGUCACAGUGAAGUUCGAGACUCUACCUUCCACUACAGUUCCGCUGCCAAAUCCGGCAGACCCAACUGCGCCGCUUAAACAUAUAAUUGCUCAUCACACCCUUCGGAGGCUAAUAAUCUCCAACAAUGGGCAUGCAUUCACAGAGAAGGACUGGAGUCGACUGAAGAGGAUUGCGGACGGUAACCCGGAUGAAACAAAGAUUGGUGUUUUUCGCGUUGGAUUUUAUAGUGUCUUUGAUGAUUGCGAGGAGCCAUUUGUGUCCUCUGGCAACGCAGCUAUGGCCUUUUACUGGAAGGGAAAUUCACUUUUCACCAGCCGACUGGAACUGAGCGGAACUAAUGCUUCCCCCGAUACUUCCCCCGAUACGACCUUUGUCCUUGACUAUCGAAAUGAUAUCUCUCCUGUUCCCUCGCUGCUAGAGCUUGCAAAGUUUCUCGCCACGAGUCUCACAUUCGUCGGUCUGGAGAGUAUUGAUUUGUGGUUAGAUAAUUGGAACUUGCUGAGAUUGAAUAAGAAGGUUGCACCAAGUGAAAAGGUUACGAUACCUCGAGAUAUUGAAACGAAAACUGUUGAGGGACUUAUGGAAGUCACCAGUGUUAUAAGGGAGGUUGCUCAAGUCGAUGCCACAUGGAUAAAAUUAGUUGAAUGGAGCCCUCAAAACACUCUAUCUGCUCGUCUGGAAGGCAUUCGCGACACGACAACCACCGUUCGCUCGUUCUUCUCCAAAUUUACCGGGUGGUCUAGAGCCUCUGAUAAGCCACCAACGGAGUCAGUAGAGAGGCUUGACGAUGCGGAAGACCUCACUGAAAACCAAAAAGCCUCCGUAUUCUUGCAUAUCAAUACGGCUUCUGUCCAGUCAUCUAUAAGCAAUUCUCUCGCUAGCGAACUAGAAAGAGCAACUCGCAAGCCCCAGCCAAAGCGGACGACAAUUGCGAUCCUUUUCACUAAGAAGUUGAUCGAUGUUGGUCUUGUGACAGAAGUGACAGUUUCAGGCAUCAAACGGGAACUUGAAAACAAUGCUUUAAUCUCUGCCCAACUGGUAGAGUUUAUCUCAUGGAUCGGAAAGCGCGCCGCCUCUGGUGAACUCGAUCAGAAGACCACAAAGUCCCUCCUCAGUGUUGCAGUUGCAAAUGAAAAGCCUUCUGAAGGACAAGCCGGCCAAUUGUUAACUCUAGCUGGAAUUGAUUGCUAUCUUAACCCCGCCCGUAUACGCUCCGACUUGCCCAUACCACCGUCAGUUAUUCCCUUCAAGUACACAAAGUCUUUAGAGAAAAGCCAACUAGAUGCCGUCGGUUGGAAGGAGCUCCAGAUAGUUCCUUGGCUUCGUUGGCUUGUGGAAAACGCCGGAAAUCGAGGGGUUCUACCUGUCGAGAAGGAUAUCACUCGCACUGCCUCGUUUGCUGCUCAAAUUCUGCCGGUUCUGUCAAAGCAGUGA
Molecule: messenger RNA, 1494 nt
Organism: Talaromyces stipitatus ATCC 10500
Lineage: Eukaryota; Fungi; Ascomycota; Eurotiomycetes; Eurotiales; Trichocomaceae
Exons: 2
Coding region: 1-1494 (497 amino acids)
Source: RefSeq, a predicted model, not a curated record